AUGGCUCGUGGAAUUUCUGCACCUUCUAACUCUGAUUCAGAUUCUCCUUACAAUAUUCAUCCUAGUGAUGGACCUAGUUCUUUGGUUAUCACUCCCAAACUCAAUGUUCCUGACAUUGAUGAUCUUAAUCGUCAAGCUUGGGAACGUUGUAACCAUCUGUUUCACUCUUGGAUUGUAAAUUUUGUUACUGAAUCCAUUGCUCAAACUAUUGUCUUUCAUGACACUGCUUUAUUUGCUUGGGAUGAUCUGAAGGAUCGUUUCUCAAAAGUUGAUUGUGUUCGUAUUCUUUCUCUGAGAUCCACCAUCAAUAAUCUCAAGCAAGGUACUAAAUUUGUACUUGAUUACUUCAUUGAGCUUCGUACUCUAUGGGAUGAAUUGAAUUCACAUAGACCAAUUCCAAAUUACACUUGUGUUCAUCCCUGUAGAUGUGAAUCUAUAUGCCUUGCUAAGUACUAUAGAACUGAAGAUCAGAUUCUUCAGUUUCUCACUGGUUUGAAUGAUACAUUUUCUGUUGUGAAAACUCAAAUCCUUCUUAUGGAUCCUUUACCCCCUAUCAAUAAGGUUUACUCUUUGGUUGUUCAAGAAGAAAGUCAGAAUGUUGUGUUUUCCAAACCUCCUAUUAUUGUUGAUUCUAGCAUUUCUGUAAAUGCUUCUGAUGCAAGGAAGUUUCAUCCUCAUGGUAAAGGUGCCCCUAGUAAUUGA
Molecule: messenger RNA, 702 nt
Organism: Medicago truncatula (barrel medic)
Lineage: Eukaryota; Viridiplantae; Streptophyta; Magnoliopsida; Fabales; Fabaceae
Exons: 2
Coding region: 1-702 (233 amino acids)
Source: RefSeq, a predicted model, not a curated record